AUGACACUUACCGUGACGCUCUCACUCGUGCAGGGUCAUCUUGGAAUAUUCUCAAUUCUCAGCGACAGUUGUGAUAUACUAUAUACGGUCCAAACAACCAUGAUCAUUCUCGCAGCAAUCGCAGCGAAUUUAAUUCUAGCUCUAAGGGUCUACGCGAUAUGUGGACAAAACCAAUUAAUCAUUCAAGCGGCAUCAGUAAUGCUCGCCGUACGAGUCUGCGUUGGCAUCUGGCAAGCUACCUUGGAGCGCGGUGACUCCACCAAAAGCACUCAGUAUGCCGACUUUUCGCAGUGCUCGAUUUCGAUACGGAACCAAAGGCUUUACGCACGUCCACUUAUAUGCACUGAAACACUCCCUUCUUCGAAAAGCUCCAUUAUCGUCACUGGGGUCCUGCCUAUGAUUUUCGAUACUUUUAUUUUCGCGAUGACCGUUUUCAAGACGUACCGACACCUUUUGGAAAUGCGGAAGCAUGGUCAGAAGAGUAUCACUGAAGUAUUGCUUCGCGAUGCUUACCCUCGGCGGUCGUUGCUUAGCAUAGUAUUCACGGUCGCAGUUGCAAACCUCGCUCUCCUGCUGCCGCCUUCUGAGACUUGGCUUCAGUUGGGGGAGGUUUUGUCAGGGUACUUUUCCGUACUUACAAACCUCCUCAUCAACCGCCUCUACCUGAACAUUCGAGCAUUGAAUCACUCACGCUCUACCAAGUUUUCGAGAGAGGAUGGCGUCCCGCGACCAAUCUCCGUUGGAAAUCGAUUUUUGGGCAAUAUCGGGGCACCUCUCGAUCCAGAGUGGUGGGACAUCCGAUUCGAUGAUGACGAGCUGGAACUUUCGGACGAAGUUGCUGAAGCCAAUCCUGAGGACUCCGUGGCCUCAGCAGAAUUAGGGAAUGGGGCGACCACACUGAUCCCAGUUAUAUAUCAUGGAGACGGGACCGAUGAUAUAGAGAUGUAUAUCAUCUAUCAGCAGGAUAUCAACCACGAUUUACGUAUCUUUGGUCCGUUGAACGAAAAGGAUGGUUUAGUCCCUUCGAUCGGGCUCAAGUUGCCCGUCGGGUCAUUCGAGUUUUUUUCCAGGAAGGGUCGACUCGGCCGCGGGCUGCUAUCCAUCAGCACGAUUGCGCAUAGCUUGGUGCGGAACGCCACAUCUGUUCCUAGAGAUGGGUCAAGAAAUCUUGUGUCAAAAAUAGUCCGGACGUACUUCAUUAUAAAUUGGGUCGGGUUGGGAGAUAACAAAGCAUCUGGGACCGCAUUUAUCUUCCUUGUGAACCGGUACUCAUACGGAGUGGGCCUCAUCCUCGAGUUAGUGACGGGCAGUCCUGGCUCUGCAUCUGAUAAGAGAGGUGUAUCUACCACGGGAUCCCAAUUUGGGUUGUUCUCAAUGUGUUCUUCGAUUGCUUUGAAUGCGCUCCUGUAUGAAAGAUCCACCAUUGUCACUGCAGUCCUACCACUUCUAUUUGACACCUUCGUGUUCGGAGUAACAGUCCUAAAAACGUACCGCCAUGCCAUACAAAUGUACAAAAAUGGUCGGAACAGUAUCACCGAUAUUUUGCUUCGCGAUGUUGCUUCUGUGAAUCUUGCUCUCGAACUGGUGCGGGUCUCUUGA
Molecule: messenger RNA, 1599 nt
Organism: Stereum hirsutum FP-91666 SS1
Lineage: Eukaryota; Fungi; Basidiomycota; Agaricomycetes; Russulales; Stereaceae
Exons: 18
Coding region: 1-1599 (532 amino acids)
Source: RefSeq, a predicted model, not a curated record